AUGUUGAAGGAGGAGGAUAUGUGGGAUAAUAGUGAGGAGAGAAUAAAAAAGUACAAAGCUCUUGAGAAUCAAAGAAAAAACCUUAUGAAGACGAAGGAGGUUAUGUGGAGACAAAGAAGUAGAGCAUUGUGGCUUCAAGAUGGUGAUAAAAACACAACAAAAAAAAUUCACGGCAAGGAGGAUCAAAGAAGACGUACCAAUAAAAUUAGUAAGCUUAGAGAUGAUGAAGGUCGUUGGUGGAUAGAGGCUGUGAAUACUCGAACCAUCCAUGGGAUUCAGAUUGCUAGAAAAGCUCCUUGUAUUUCUCAUUUGUUCUUUGAUGAUGAUUGUAUUUUGUUCUCAAGAGCGAGUGUAUCGGAAGCAUACAUGAUUCUUGAGAUCCUUGCCAAAUACUAA
Vicia faba (fava bean) is the source of this 396-nucleotide messenger RNA. The record is from the annotation of a GenBank genome assembly. NCBI's taxonomy places the organism in Eukaryota, Viridiplantae, Streptophyta, Magnoliopsida, Fabales, Fabaceae.